AGAGUGUCUGCGGGGCGGGGCUCGGACUAAGGACUGUUUAGAAGCAAAACUUUAGCUCUACACGUUUGUAAAAACACCAACAAACAAUGGACAGGAAACAGAAUCUGAACCGCAACGAGACCUUCUCCUUCGUCAACCCCUGGAUCAGAUAUUUUCUCUUCUUCUUCAGCUUUCUAUUCUGGGCUUUCUCAUUGUUAAUUGUUGCCAUCGGGGUGUAUGUUAAAGUCCAGAAAGCUACAGACACGGUGCGGGACACGUUCCUGAUCGACCCGGCUGUGAUCCUAAUCGUGGUGGGGGUGGUCAUGUUCUUCAUCACUUUCUGCGGCUGCAUCGGAGCCCUGCGAGAGAACAUUCGCCUCCUCAAGACAUUCUCCUUCACCCUGACGUUUCUCUUCCUCACCCAGCUAGCCAUAUCCAUCAUGGGCUUCUUCUAUUCUGAUCAGACCCGGGAUGCUAUGGGAAAGUUUGUGAAGAAAGCCAUCGUGCACUACAGGGAUGACCUGGAUCUGCAGAAUCUGAUGGAUUACAUCCAGAAAGAGUUCAAGUGUUGUGGGUGGAACAACUACACAGACUGGUCUUGGAACCUGUACUUUAAUUGUACUCAUGAGAACCCCAGCACGGAGCGCUGUGCUGUGCCUUACUCCUGCUGCACUCCUGUUCCUGGAGAGACGGUGGUCAACACUAUGUGUGGGUUUGGGGUUCAAACCCAGAAAUACCUGGAGGCAAACAAGUUAAUCUUCCCGUUGGGCUGUGCCGGCAAAGCGGUGUUGUGGAUCGAGUCUCAUCUGUUGCUAGUGGGGUCCCUUGCCCUUGGUCUAGCCUUGCCUCAGAUUGCAGGCAUCGUGCUGUCCCAGAUCCUGAUCUCUCAGAUCCAAGAUGAGAUUACCUCAGUGUUGUGAGAGCGGGCCGGCGCAGAGGAAGAGGAGGGAGGAAGAGGAGGGAGGAAGAGAACAUACAGUGCUCUACUCAGCUCGUCUGACGCGCGCAAGGACAUCUUUUCUCACGGCUAUUGUAUCACUGCAACGUUUGAACACAUGAAACAUUCUGACCAUGCUGCUGCCUAAGAGUGGGGUGCACAAGUAGUCAUCACAAGCAGAGUGCAAAUGAGUGUAUAUUUAUUGGUUUUUUGAAGAUGCUUUUUUAUAUUGACUUUCACAUGACGAUUAUAUUUCUGAAUAACUUGUAAAUGUAAUGUUUGCUUAUAAAAUAUAAAACCAGGUUAGUUAAACAGAUCAGUAUUGAUUAGAGAGAUAACAUAAUCAUCUCAGAGGAUAUAAGGCUAUUGAUCAUGCAAAUUAGCAACUUUGUUUUAUAUAAGCUCGUAAACUUAAGAAAUGUGUUAUAAAGCUUAAUCAAGCUUAAUUAAGAGUUUCCUUAAGCUAAC
This is a messenger RNA of Notothenia coriiceps (black rockcod), 1384 nucleotides long. RefSeq names its product tetraspanin 33b (gene tspan33b). NCBI's taxonomy places the organism in Eukaryota, Metazoa, Chordata, Actinopteri, Perciformes, Nototheniidae. The transcript is spliced from 8 exons. Gene Ontology annotation, cellular component: plasma membrane. The record is from RefSeq and is a predicted model, not a curated record. Bases 87 to 899 code for a protein of 270 amino acids.